Dreissena polymorpha is the source of this 890-nucleotide messenger RNA. RefSeq names its product short-chain collagen C4-like. NCBI's taxonomy places the organism in Eukaryota, Metazoa, Mollusca, Bivalvia, Myida, Dreissenidae. The coding region runs from base 130 to 888 and encodes 252 amino acids. The transcript has 3 exons. The record is from RefSeq and is a predicted model, not a curated record.
AUUAUAGUUUAUUGCCAACUUGUUAUUGGAAUGUUUUAGCUGUAAUUUGUUAUCCAACAUCUUAUUUACUGAAGAUAUCUCCUGCAUAUAAUAGAUACCCAUAAUACAACGAAGCUUUUCAUUCUUAAAAUGUUUGUCAGAUGCGAAGUUUGUGUCUUGGUGUUUCUGUACGUGCAAUCAGUGGCGAGCAGGGUUGAUCGGGAGCCAGAAUGCUCCCGGUUCCAUUACGACGAAAAACUCCUUGAGAAGAUGGUUAGGAUGGAGUUUAACGUAGAGCGCCUACAGCAAAGACUUGAUAGCGUUUCGGAGUCUGUUGGGAAAUUGGACGAUAAAGUGAACGAUAAAGUUGGAUUCGUGUAUAUCCACUGGGGCCGUGAUUCUUGCCCUACAGGGUCUUCGUUCAUCUAUGACGGAUUUGUGGCAGGUUCCCACUAUACUCACACAGGAAGUGGCGUGAACUAUCUAUGUCUAUCCAAGGAACCAAGAUGGGCUAACGGAAAUCCAACGGCAUCAAGCGUUGGUAUAAUACAUGGUUCAGAAUACGAGACCUCGUCGGCAAAUAUCUGGACGCAUCUCCAUGACAACGAGGUUCCUUGUACAGCGUGUAGAUCCAGAGGACCGACCAUGAUGAUCCCAGGAAGAAAUAUUUGCUACGAAGGAUGGAAACUUGAGUACCACGGAUACCUGAUGACAACGUAUCACGGUCACGCCGGCAGCAAAGAAUUUAUCUGCGUAGAUUCAGAUGCGACGGUUGCAGAAGGGAGCAAUUCUGGCGACCAAGACGGAGCCUUGCUGUAUUUUGUGAAGGCUGUGUGUGGUUCACUGAAGUGUCCACCGUACGACGGAAGUAAACUCAUCACGUGUGCGGUCUGUUCCCAAACUAAAUAAUC